Messenger RNA from Trematosphaeria pertusa, 427 nucleotides. RefSeq lists its product as uncharacterized. NCBI's taxonomy places the organism in Eukaryota, Fungi, Ascomycota, Dothideomycetes, Pleosporales, Trematosphaeriaceae. The record is from RefSeq and is a predicted model, not a curated record. The transcript has a single exon. The coding region runs from base 83 to 307 and encodes 74 amino acids.
GAUUCUAGGCACGGUUCUCUUUGCCCGGCGUUCGGGUCUACCUCAAGCGGCAGCAACUUUUUCUUUCCCUUUUUUUCCGGUCAUGCCUAUGGCAAUAUGCAAAAGAUCAAUCGGAUCUGUUCUUACUUGGGUUGGCCGUAGCUCCCCUCCCCGCUCGCCGACUGGGAGGGGAGCAUGGGUAGGGAACCCUCUUCAUGAGAGGGGUAGCGUAGCGUGGGCGGGGUUGUUUUUAUUCAUAAUCGUAAAUGGAGCGGCAUUGAGACCGUGGGUGCGGGAUUACAACAGGUCGUUCUCGUCAAGGUCCUAACCUACCGGGUCUAAGAGGAGGAGGAAGAGGCGGCUUCCAGGGAGCAAUUAUCAUUACUAUUGCUAUGAUGAUGAUGAUAUCUUGUCUUCUUUGAACUUGCGCGGUGAUGAGGACUCAAAA